Selaginella moellendorffii is the source of this 6332-nucleotide messenger RNA. RefSeq names its product histone-lysine N-methyltransferase ATXR3. Gene Ontology annotation, molecular function: protein binding. The record is from RefSeq and is a predicted model, not a curated record. NCBI's taxonomy places the organism in Eukaryota, Viridiplantae, Streptophyta, Lycopodiopsida, Selaginellales, Selaginellaceae. The coding region runs from base 238 to 6114 and encodes 1958 amino acids. The transcript has 18 exons.
ACCCCUGAAGCUUCACAGGGUUAGGGCCAACGCUAGCGUCAUCAAUCGUGUGUGACAGAUCUUUGGGGAGGGGCGGAGGAGGAGCCGCCAUAGCCACAGCGCCAAGCAGCAGGAUCGUCGGGCAGCUCUGCAAUCCCUCCGCGCGCUCGUAAUCUUCGCGGCUAUGGCGCUUUUUUCCUGCUGCGCUUAGGUCGGGGGAGCGCAAUCAGCAGCGAUGCACGGCGCGCAGCUACGGCAAUGGGCGAGGUGCUACCAAGCUUGUCGCGAGAUUUGGUACACCAGUAUGAAAUUGAGGAGGAGGAAGUGACUAUGGUGUCGAGCCCAGAUCGACCCCCUGGAUCUCCGGGCGCUCCCCUGGAUCUCAAUUUCCAGAAUGCCAACCAAGUAGACGAGCCCACUCGCUCACUGGACGCUAGAGAGCACCAGGAAGAAUUUUCUCGCGGCUCCGGCAUGGAUUCUCACCUGGGCGAGUCAAACCAUUUUUCCCGCUCAGACAGGGAGCUGGAAAACGCUCUCCCGCUGCAUCAAGACAAGGAAGAUAAGGGGCGGGGUGGCAGGAAAACUCGAUGGGAUCCAUCGCCCACCAAGCAGGGAGCUCAAUCGGAGUCCGGGAACGAUUUAGCUUAUUGUCAAGACAAUGAUCUUGACGAGAGACACACCAUCGGUUCUCGGAGGGCCUCUAUGAUCUCUUCUUCGAGCAGCUAUGGAAAUGGUUACGCGGACCAUGAUUCGAGAAGCCGGAGAUACAAUGACAGCCGGAGGUGUGUGACGAUCCAGGGGAACAUCCGCAAAGAUAACUACUAUAGAAACGAUGUGAAGCCGGGCUUAGAGUACAAGAGCUCUUCGUACGAGCGUUCAGCGGUUUACGAUAGGGGGCCUCACAGAUUUGGUACUAGGAAUGGCUUCGAGCGUCGGGGUGAUUGGUGUGCUUCACGCGGUAGCAGGGAUCAUCGGGACUGGGGAAAUCGCUCCGAGAGUAGAGAGAGCUACGAUGCUAGAGAUCGCAGGUGUGAUCGGGAAGUGUUUGAGCGCAGGGACUGGAUUCGAGGUGCUGAAAGAGAUCGGAGGCAAGUCAGAAGCUCGGAGGAAUGGCACUCGGAUGACUAUCGUAGCAGUAGCGGGCAGUGGGAUUCAAGUAGCAGGUUUACCAGUGUACAAGCGGCGGUCCCGGCAUUCCAAGCGAAUGAAGGAUCGGCUUUUCUUUCCUCUAGUCAUCAUUUGCCGCCUCCUUCCGUAGAGCACGAAUCUUCUACACCUCCGCCUCCUGUGGCUGCCCUGCAGCCUGUUCUAGGUGAUCCGGGAACUCGUGUUCCGAUGGAGAUCGAAAGUGAUGGACAAGAACAGGAAGACCGAGAUGAAACGUAUGAGCCUGGAGAGGUGAAGGACGGGUGGGUGUACAUCAACAAGAAUGGAGACACGCAGGGGCCUAUGGAGCUGGCUGCAUUGAAGCUGCUGGCGUCCAGGGAGUUCAUGCCAGACGACCACCUGGUGAUGCGCUGCGGGACAAACGCCUGGAUCACUCUAGAGCAUGCACAGUCUCCGGACAACGGUUCGUCGGCCUUACAGAAGCUGGUAAAUCCUGUCGCUGCUACUAGAAAUGCAAAAGAUGCUACACUGGUGGAAUCGACCAUCGAUGGAAACGCGCAGUUCCAAAAUGAGUCUUUUGAGUUCUUGGACAUUGACGGAAGGGUGGAGAGAAUACUUGCGACCUGUCGUGCCUCGGACCAAGGAAACGAGCUUAAAUCUGUAUUGAGUGCGUUGGAUGCACAGCGACAACACUCACCAGACGAAGGUUCUGCUCCGCCUGAGCUGAGUAAUCCGUGGAAGGACUCAUACAACCUCGGAUUCGGCGUUGAUGCUGAUUUGGAGUGUCUAGAUGCGGUUCCCAGAGUUGUGCCACCCGAGCCGGUGCCUGCUCCUCCGCCGUCAACCGAGGAGGACUUGCAUCAUCACGAUCACAAUCCAAGUCCAUUGAAGUGGAAGCCUGGUAGAUGGACUUCCAAGGGAGGAGACUGGAAGUUACUUCAUCCGGAUGGUCAGAACUACGUCAAGGUGGUUCUGAAUGAGGGUUCUUUGCUCUGCGAACGUCCGCAUUACGGGGUUGACCCCAGGAGGCAGGUCCAGGUGUCAGAAAGACCAAAGUUUGAACUGCCACAGUGGGCACUUGACAGAAAUCAGAAGGCGGAUUCAAGUGCUGAAACGACGAAAUCAGCUUCGGCAACCAGGCCAGCGAAGACUGCUACCAGGGCUUUCGACCAUGGAAAAGAGAUUGCUCCGGAGAGAGCAAGCAUGGAAAGACCGAGCUCUUUCCUUACGAAGAAGGCAUCUUUCAGCGAUACGCGUCCUAAGACACUGCCACCUGAAAGGCACACACCUUCAGCAAGAACGUUUGCUUCGAAAGCUCAGAGACCGUCUUCAUGCUCUGCAGAUAUCAAGGCUAAAUGCAACCAUGAUCUUGGUAGAGGAGACUGGUUCUACAAGGAUGGAGGUGGUCGCGAAAGAGGCCCGUACUCAUUUGCUGAACUGCAAGCAAUGAUUGGAAGAGAGCUCCUAAUACCGGGUACCAGCGCUUAUAGGAAGAGCGAUGAUCUCUGGGUGCCACUCCCGCGGCCUGAGAUGGAUGAUGGCAACUUCAACGUGACAGAGGUGACCACUUCCAGUUUUGAUGGUGCUCGACGCGUGAGGAAAGUCGUGACCACAAAUAUCCAGCAGACUAUCAUGGCCUUCACCAGCGGCCAGCUACAUGAACACGUUAUGAAGCACUACAAAAAUCAGGUGAUGUCCGCGAUUUUGUUCGAAGGUUUAGAUGCUCGUGCAAAGCUCAUAGAGUCGAACAGAAGGCUUUCAACGUGCUCUACAGUAGCUUUGCUCUCCGGCGAAGAUUCUUGGAUUGGAUACGGAAGGUCUCACCCCUCGCCUUCGAGCUCCAAUGACACAAGUGACGAACGCGAAGAUGGUGACCAAGAUCAUCGUCCCAACAGAAGGCCUUUAUUCAGGUCUAACGGAUUGAGCCAGGAGCAGACUUCCAGAAAACGGCGUCUGGUUUACAAUGACGAUGUAGAAUCGUCGGAAGAUGAACUCCCGACAGGAAGAAGAACAAGACAGCGAUGUCUGAUCCGCAACGACGUUUUUGACUCAUCGGAUGAGCACUUGUACGAGGAGGGACAGAAUAACAGCUGGGAGACACUAGGACAGUUGAUGCUGAUGCGAAUCUACCAUCAUCUUAAAGGGGACUUGAAAUCGCUGGCAUUGAUUUCUAUGACCUGCAAAUCCUGGCGCGCUGCUGUGGAGAAGUUCAAGCCAAAAGUGAAAUGCCUCGAUUUUACGUCCAUCGGAUUGCAUUGCACAGAUGCUGUUUUGUCUUCGGUCCAGCAACAAAAUUAUGGUGGGGGCAACCUGAAGCAGAUACUGCUGAAGGAUUGCACGGUGCUCAGUCCGGAUGCUCUCGGGAAGUUUUUGGAGGCUUGUCCGACGAUUCAAGAUGUUGAUAUCAACGGCUGUGACCAGUUCGGCGACCUUAGUCACAGUUUUCCUCAAGUAAACUGGGUAUACGACGACAGUGAGGUGUCCGACAGUGCAACUCAGGGAAGCGAUGAUUCCCAUCGCAAGAUGAAAAGCUUGAACUCCAUCGGCACUUGUAGCUUAAGUAAGGACGAUGAAGACGUGGAUGAGUCAGAGCCGAUGGACAUAGACCCAUGCUACAGCAACGAGCAGGACAUCGAUUCCAUGACGCAGCACAGUGGCUACAAACGGGUUAAGGUGACCACGGAUAUAAAGGUCCUAAAGGAUAAUGGUUACUUGAAAGGCAAACGGAAAACUACGGUGACGAAGAAGCUCAACAAGUUAAGACGUUCAGUGAAGUCUGUCGUACUGGAUGAAGAAUUCACCGAGGUGGACGAGUAUGCAUGCGAUGUACGCGAAUGGGGUGCGCGCAUGACCAAGGCAGCAAUGGUGCCACCGGUGACCAGGAAGUAUGAGAUUAUUGAGGACUACUGGAUAGUCAUAGACAAAGACUUGGUCGAAAGGAAGAUGAAAGUCGAGGUUCCAGACGACUAUGAGGAGAAGCUAAGGGCUUCAAAGCUGAAGCGUGGUGAAUACAGCCACCUAGACAUUCCUGACAUCAAGGAGUACCACCCUCGAAGAGAAUUGGGGCUGGAAGUCAUGGAGCAGGAGGUUUAUGGAAUAGACCCGUACACACAUAAUCUUCUUCUGGAUACUAUGCCAAAGAUUCCAGCGAUGACACUUCAAGAGAAACUGCAGUUUAUGGAAGAGACAUUGCUCCAAGCCAUAAACAAGGAGGUAAAACAGUUUACCGGUACAGGAAAAGCGCCAAUUGAUUUUUCACUGGAACCCGUCAUACAACGAAUCGUAGAUGACGCUCAAGAUACGUCCAUGCAACAGUUUGCCCAAGGGCUUCUCUCUAACAUGCGCAAUCGUACAAAGGAGAAGUAUUUAGCUUAUCGCAAGGGCCUCGGGGUGGUUUGUAACAAGGACGGUGGAUUUAAGGAGGACGACUUUGUUGUGGAGUUCUUUGGGGAGGUGUAUCCUGCCUGGAGAUGGUAUGAGAAACAGGACGGAUGCCGGUAUUUGCAGAAGAAAGAUAAAGAACCUUUGCCAGAGUUCUACAACAUUUUAUUGGAACGGCCAAAGGGUGAUGCUGCUGGCUACGACCUUGUAGUCGUGGAUGCCAUGCACAAAGCAAAUUUUGCAAGUCGGAUAUGUCACUCAUGCAGACCAAACUGCGAGGCAAAGGUCACUGCCGUCAAAGGCCGAUACAUUAUUGGAGUCUAUGCUCUACGACCUAUCCAGAAUGGUGAAGAACUAACUUUCGACUAUAAUUCUGUGACGGAGAGCAAAGAGGAGUACAACAACUCAAUCUGUUUGUGCGGAAGCCAGUGUUGUCGUGGGAGCUAUCUUAAUCUUGCUAAUGCGGGAGCUUCACAAGAUGUUAUCAAGGAGCGGCAUGGUCUACUGGACCGGCAUGUUCUACUUCUUGAAGCCUGCUGUGAGGGGCCGGUGACAAGGUUGGAGCUCGAAGAGAUGAGGCAGGCGGGUGUUGGAUCUUGUCUUCUGGACGGCUUGCCGGAUUGGUUGCUAAAAUAUACGGCCCGACUGGUGGAGUUUAUGAAUCUGGAACGGCAACUACUGCCUGACGAGCUCAUGAGAAGUGUUAAAAAGAAGAGAAAGGAUGCCGAUUUAUCUUAUGAACUCGGUAGAGUCGAUGCCGAGAACCAGGCCGAGGGUGUCUACAAUCAAAGGCUGCAAAACAUUGCCAUCACACUUGACAAAGUGAGGUACGUCCUGCGGCAACUGUUCACGGAUCCUCGGGAGGCACCACCUCUUUUGAAAAAGCUCGAUCAGAAGGAACUCGUUUCGCGUCUGUGGAGUGCAGAGAAUUCGAUUGUGAACGAGCUGCUUAGCUGUAUGAUGCCACACAUCCCGGCGGAUAGAUUAGCUGAGUUGAAGCGGCAGGUUCAAGAGCAUACGCCAGACGAAAGAGACGACGGGGGAAGCCUCCGGGAGUCACUCUUAUGGCUAAGAGAUACGCUGCGAGGUUUGGAGCCGACAGUGUUGUCAAGACAUGAUGCAGCUGCAGACCUGGUUCAGAUGUACGCGUACACUCAGUGCUUCUUUACGUGCGAGGAGUAUGGCACCUUUGAGUCCCCUCCGAUUGAAAUAAGCUCCCUGGAUCUUGGCAAGCAUGUCAAUCCUCCCUCUUGCCACAAGUGGAAGAAGACGUACAAUAAGGAGUACGUGCUUGGGCAGCUCAUAUCCUGGUUCAAGCAGACAUGCGCUGAUCCUGGUGCCAGCCUUGUACAGCAACGAAGAGGCUGCCUGGUGCUCCCGGAUUUCUCGUCCUGCUACGCCAAGGGCUUGCAGCAAGAUUCUCGGCGUGCGUACGGCUCCAGGUUUCGAGAAGAAAUGUUCCCGCGAAUGGAGCGCUGGCCUCAAAAGCAGUGGCCAAAGUCACAGUUUUGGGAGUUCAAGAGUAACAGAGGGCUGUUUGGGAGUCCAAUGCUGGAUGCCGUGCAGCGACGCGGCUAUCCAGACUCGGAGAUGAUGCAUUGGCUCAAGACGAGGCCCGUUAACUUUGAAGGCCCCUACGACGAUUGAGAAAGAAGAGAGAGCAGGGACGAAAAACAAAGGAAAGAGAAGGGAAGGAGCCACAUCUUGUUUUACGAUGAUUAGCUCAUCGCGGUGGGCUAAUCAUCCUAAAACAAGGAAUGUGGAAACAAGGUUUGUUCUUGUUUUUGUACAGAUAUACAUUGUCCGCGUUUUGUCGUUUGAUUUUUCUUACAUGGUCCCUUUUUUAAAAACGAAUAUUCUCUAGC